CCUACACACAGCUCCGCCUACUCUCCGCUGCGCCCUCAUCGUCCAUCACCCGUCCGCCGUCCCCCACCAUGGCGUCCAAGGCAGCACACAAGCGUCUCACAAAGGAGUACAUGACCAUGCAGAGGGAUCCUCCACCCUUCGUCUGGGCGGUGCCCGAGGAGAAGAACAUCUUGACAUGGAAUUACAUCAUUCGCGGGCCUCCCGACUCCCCCUUUGCCGGCGGCGAGUAUCACGGUGUCCUGCUUUUCCCCUCGGAGUACCCAUUCAAGCCUCCAGGUAUCAAGAUGUUGACGCCCUCAGGCCGCUUCCAGCCAGACCGCAAGAUAUGCUUCUCCAUGUCCGACUUCCACCCAGGCACUUGGAACCCCGCAUGGAGUGUAUCAACAAUAUUGACCGGCCUCCUGUCCUUCAUGCUCUCGGAUGAGAUGACGACGGGCUCAGUGACCUCCACCGACUCGGACAAACGCGCAUAUGCCGUCCGCAGCCAUGCGUGGAAUAUCAAGCAGAAGCGGUUCCAGGAGGCGUUCUCGGACUACUGCACACUAGCCAUGCGCGACUUGCCCAACAUGGGCGAGAAGGAGCGCGGUUCAGCCUCCACCAACAUUCCGCCACCCGCCCCACCCGCGUCUAGCACCACACCAUCAGCAACGCCCACCAGCUCGACCAGUGCGGACCCAAACGCGUUGUCGCGGCCAUCGAACCCCAACGCGAAUGGUGAGGCAGCCGCGAAUGCGCCGGGUUGGACUGACGCCUGGCGGCAGGUCCUCUGGCAGAAGUGGCGGUGGGGCAUCAUCCUCGUGCUCGCGCUGGUGGUUUCGCGGAUGUCCUCUAGGUGAUCAGCAUUCCUGCGCUAGUCGUGGUCCCGUCGUCAUUAGACUGUCACUUGGAGGCUUGGAGGAUUGUGACGCGGUGCAUAUCAGUUUCGAUCCUGGCCUUCCUCCGUCUUCAUACAACGGAGUUCUGAUUCAUUCAUCUUUACCCCUGCGGUUCCCCGUAACACCAUACACACUCAUUGUAUUACGUUCUCCUCGUUCCGUAUAAUCUGACUAAUGUCGGACACUUGGUACUACUCCCGGUCAGUUCAUGUUCAAAUAGGCAUUGUUGUACUCUAGGCUGGAAUGUGAGUCUCCCACAGAGCUGAGCAUGAGA
Molecule: messenger RNA, 1149 nt
Organism: Rhodofomes roseus
Lineage: Eukaryota; Fungi; Basidiomycota; Agaricomycetes; Polyporales; Fomitopsidaceae
Product: UBC-like protein
Exons: 7
Coding region: 69-836 (255 amino acids)
Source: RefSeq, a predicted model, not a curated record